Molecule: messenger RNA, 1095 nt
Organism: Trypanosoma theileri
Lineage: Eukaryota; Euglenozoa; Kinetoplastea; Trypanosomatida; Trypanosomatidae
Exons: 1
Coding region: 1-1095 (364 amino acids)
Biological process (GO): nucleoside metabolic process
Molecular function (GO): catalytic activity
Source: RefSeq, a predicted model, not a curated record
AUGACUCUAAAGCUCAUCUCUGUUCUUUUUCUUUUUCUUUGCAGUACUACUAUUGUGAUGGGAGAAGCUGAAAAGACCCCUGUCACUGUAUUCAUGUGCGCUGAUAGUGGUGAUCACUCCGGCGCCCCGGAGUUGUCUUUCAUUCAAGGCGCCAUGAUGAACUCUCGUGCGGUUCAGAUCCCAUUCUGUCAGACCGCCUACUUUGGAGAACUUGUGGGAAAAGAUGGAAAUAUAUUUUCAGCCUUGGCAAUAACAACGGGAAUUGGAUAUGCGAGUGCAACAUCCUGCACUGUACAGUUAAUGCGAUUCUCUGCAUAUAAACCAAAAUCCAUUGUUUUUCUCGGUACUUCGGGAUUUUCACCCUUUCAAGGUGGAUUUGAUCCACUCCAUAAAGAAUCUGGAUGUCAUCCUGUGAGGGAUGCCGUUCCAAAGAAUGCGAUUGGUAGUGUAUGUGUGACAAGUGGAUCGUUUCUUAUGGAGUCUGGUGAAUGUAUUGAAGACUUGGCCGAUAAUCAAUGUUCUCGCCCUAUGUGCUCACGAUUUAAUAAAACUACGGCGUUAAAUCAAAUUGUUGCGAAUCCUUUAUUAUCAGAUGCCAUUCGUGCAGCCAAUAAGGAUGUAAAAUUUCCUCAAAUGUCAUCUACGGUUGUGGAUGGUCUGAAGAAGUGGUGGUCUUCGAAUGAAGCGGCUGAAAAUCCAAAUACCCCAAUGGAACCGCGUAUUGUGCAGUGUGCAGAAUCUACAUAUAAUUCUAUUUUUGUUGGGGCUCAACGGGACUAUCUUUGUCGUGAAUAUACUGCUCAGGUGAUGAAAUUACCGAUAAGUGAAGUUGUGUGCGCACAGGCAAUGGAGGGUUUCGGAUUCCUAAAGGCCAUGGUGAAUUUUCCAGAUGUUCCAGUGGCAGUGAUACGGUCAGCAUCCAACUAUGAUAUGUAUCCACUUAAGUGGAAUGUUAAUGGACGUUGGGAACAAAAUCUGAAUUACGUCUCGGAGAAGGAAUAUGGUACUUUUCUAAAUGCAUCGUUUCAUUAUUCCGUUAAGACAGCUUCAUUUGUUGUCGCCAACUACUUUCUCAAUAAAACUUUUGAAGCAUAA